ACCCCGGCGGAGCUUCGGAGCGAAAAACUUAACGGCUGAAGCAGCUGAGUGACCCCCCCCCCCCCCAAAAGAAGAAACCAACCUGCACCUCUGCGGCCUUUUGGAGACCCCCGGCUGCUUGCAAGCUGUGACUCCUUCCUUUUCUGGACCUUCUCUGCUCCUUUUAUGCUCCAGCUGACGACCUCCUCCUUCUCCCUCUGUGCCGCGGGUUGCCUGGAGGGUGAAGAUGCUCAGCCGUUUGUCAGGGCUGGCCACCACUGUCCUGCACGAGCUCUCGGGGGAUGGAGAAGAUGCUGGGACAGCACCGUCCCCCGCUGGACCGGAGUUUGAACCCAGCCAGCAGAAUGGGGAGGAGACCCCAGAGGACGUCCUGGAACGGCUGGCCCACAUGGAGAAGCUGGUGGCGCAACUGAAGACCCUGGUGCGGCAGAAGGACGCCCAGCUCCAUCAGAAGGAGGCCGCGCUUCAGGAGGAGCGGCAGGCGGCCGAUGCGAAGCUGCUGAAGCUGAAGCUGCAGGCUAAAGUGAAGGUGGCCAACCUGAACAAGCGCAUCGAGGAGCUGACGGCCCAGGGAGGGGCAGCCCCUGCAGAAGGGCCGCUGGAAGGGCCCCCGCCUCCUGUCCAGGGUGAGGGGUCGGCGGAUGAGACGGGCGCACUCCAGAGGCAGCUUCAGGAGCAGGAAGAAGCGAUGAGGGAGCUCCGAGGGCAGCUGGAGGAAGCGAUGGGAAGACUCGGUGAUGCCCAGGACCAGAUCAGCUCCCUUCAAAGGGAAGUGCUGGAGAAAGAGACACUCUGCGAACAGCAGGCUCUCCAGCAUCAGGCAGAAAUCCACCAGGUGGAGGCCCGGUCGGCCCACGAAGCAGAAAUGCAGCAGAAUCUGAGGCAGCUGCAGCGAAAGGUAGAGGAGCAGGAAGAGGCUUUGCUCGGCCGGACACAGGUGGUCGAAUUACUGCAGCAGGAACUGACUGUCACUCAGGAAGAAAAGCAGACUCUCCUGGAGAAGUUGCAGAAGGCAGAAGCAGAGCUGGACGCCUCCAGGAGCACCAUGGCCUCCGCUCAGAAGGAAUCCGAAGUCCUGGUCCAGAGGCUGGAGCGGGAGCUGGCCGAGCAGAGGGCGGCCUUCCAGCGGAGCCAGGAGGAGGUCCAGGAGCUGAGCCGAGAGCUGUCCCAGGCCAGAGCGGCCCAGGCCGAGCGGGAGCAGGAGAGGCAGGCCCAGGAGGCCAGGCACGCCCUGGAGGUGGCCGAGAAGAACCAGGAGAUGGUGGAGCUUCAGAAGGCCGAGCAGGACCUCCACGCCAGCUACGAGGCGGUCCAAGAGGAGAACGCCCAGCUGCGGCAGAGGGCGGAUGUGCCGCCGGAGAGCCCGCCUGACGACGCUUCUCUCCCACAAGGCGAGAGCCCUGAAGGACCCCCGGAGCUUCUCUCGUCUCACCCAGAACUGGAAACUGCUACAGCCCCGUCUCCUCCCCCGAGCCAGUCCAGCGCAGGCCAGACCCUGGAGGAUCCCCUGCCGGCCCAACCGGAUGGACAGCCCGAUCUCCUGGAAUCCUUUGCCGAGGAGAAGCAGCGGGAUCUGUCCGUCCUGCUCCUGGAACUACAGGAGGCCCAGGAAGAGAUUGCCUUCCUCAAGGGGCAGCUCCCCCUCUCCGGCAGCCCGGAGGCCGAAGCAGGACGUCCCCAGGGGAGCGAUGGCGAAAGAGAGGGAGAAGGGGCCGUGGCCAUCCAGAGCGACUCCAGCAGCAGCUCCUUGGUCACUGUAGACAUCCAGGACUCUCCUUCUGCUCUGGGGCUGCUCUUGGGACCGGAGGAGAAUGAAACCGCCCAGGGACCAUCUCCAGACUCCCUGCUGCAGUCGCAAAAGAUAGAAAAAUUGGAGCUGGAAGUCGCUGAACUGCAAAAAAGGCAGCGGGAAGCCGUGGAAACCCACCAGAGAAUCUUGGAGGAGAAAAGGGCUGAGAUUAUCCAUCUGGAAGAACAGCUGGAGGGCUCUGCCGGGGCCGCGCAGAGCCUGGACGCAGAACGGGACCAGCUCCUGUCGCGGCUGAAGGAACUCUGCUUCCUCGCAGAGCUGAAAGCUGAGCCAGAAGGCAGCCCUGCUCACCCGGAGCUGCAGCUUCCCAGCUAUGAAAGUGGAAUCUCCCACCUGGGCUUGUUGAAGGAGCAGAUCCAGAGCCUGAGGAACGAGGCCAAGUCGAAGGACGUGAAAAUUGUCGCUCUGCAGAACGACCUGGACGAAGCCCAGCGGCAACUCUCGGAGCAAGAGGCGGCCGGGAGGAACCUCCUCAGCCAGCUCCAGAAGGAGCAGUUGAACGGCCAAGCCCUUCUUGAACAGGCACGGGAGGCUUCCGCGAAGGCCGAGGAGCUGUCCCAGGUUUUGGCCUCGAAGGACCUGGAAGCCACCAAGCUGGCGGCGCUCCUCUCGGAAAACUCCCUGGAGGUGGAGAGGCUCCAGCUGGAGGUGUUGGAGCGGGAGCAGAGAAUGGCCGAAGUCAGCGUCAGCAUGUCCGACCGGAUGGUGCAGCUCAACGAGGAGAAGUUCGUGCUGGGGAAAGAGCUGCAGAGCGCCAUGGAGCAGCUGAGCGUCCUGCAGCAAGGGAAGGAGACCAGGGAGCAGGCGGUGGAGACGGAGGAGAGCCGGCCGCUGGCGGAGGAGGAGGAGCUGCCCGCCGAUGAAGCGGUGGAAGUCCUAAGGAAAGAGAACGAACUCGUGAGGAAGAAGCUACAGGCUGCUCUUCUCAGCAGGAAGCAGCUCCUCGGCAGGGUUCGCCAGCUGGAGCAAGGAGGAAGAGAAGGGGAAGAGCUUCCGGCCGAGAGCCGGGAGGGGGUGGCUCAGGAGAACGAAGGAGGUGGACCCCCUCCCCCUGCGAGCCGCAGCGGCCAAGGGCAUCCCGUAAGGCGGGGCAGGGCUGCCUCCCUGGACCAGCUGCCCUCGGCAAAGGAAGCCACGUCGCAGGUCGUCCCUGGGGAGGAGGAAUGCACGUGGCCACGGACUGUGAUUGCAGAGCUGCAGCAGAGCCUCCAGCAGAAGGACCUUCAGAUCGAUGCCCUGCAGGCUGAGCUCCGAGACUGCAAGUCGGCCCCGGCGGAUCAGAAUCGGGAGGGAUCCAGUUCAGGAGAUUCCGGGGCAGGCGGAGCAAGCAGCAAAGCCGACCUUGGCCCGGAAGGAGGACAUGAGGCCAUCCAGGAAGAGCUCUUGGCGCUGGCCCAGGAGAGGGAAGAGCUCCAGAAGAAGCUGCAGGAAGCUUUGGUCUCGCGGAAAGAGACCAUCAAGAAAGCCAAGGAGAAGGACCGUCAUCAUCGGGAGCUGCUAAAGCAGCAGAAGGAUGACUACAGGUUGCUGCAAGAGCAGUUUGAGCAGGAAAGCAGGGAGAAGGAGAACCUGCAGGAUCAGCUCCAGGCGCUGUCCAAGGCCCUGGAGGCCUUGCCUCCUCAGGAACCUGCUGGAGAUGCUUCUUCUGAAGGCCCGGCAUCAGGUCUUGUGCAGGAGUUUGGCCAGGAGGCUGCUGAAGAACGGCCUUCCUUGCCGACCAAAGACUCUGUUGUGGGCCAGCUGAAGGCCGACUUUGAGAAGCUCCAGGCUGAGAAGAGAGACGUGGAAGCCCACCUCCUGCUUCUGGAAGAAGAACUUGACGGGAAGUCCGAGAAGGCUCUGCUCCUCCAGGAACAGGUCGAGCAUCUUCUUGCCGAAGCGGAGAUGGCCAAAGCCGCCUGCCGUCAGGCGGAAGCCAGCAUGGAAAGCCUGAAGUUGGAGUUGCAGGUGAGCCGGGAAGAAAUGGCCAGGCAGGAGACGCUGAGAUGCCACCAAGAGGAGAAAGAGCUCAGCAGCGGAGAAGAAAUCCGAGGCCUUCGCUCCCAGCUGGCAGAUCAAAAUGAGUCCCUGUGUGGCCUCCAAGCCGAGUUGCAAGAGAAGGAGAACAGGAUCCAAGCUUUGCAGAGAGAGCUGGACCAAGGUCAGCAGCUGCAGGCCGAGCUGCAGGCAAAAUCGGCAGAGGCCCAAUCCAAGGCCCAGCUCCAGAGGAAGCUGCAGGCAGCCCUCAUCUCCAGGAAGGAAGCCCUGAAAGAGAGCAAAGGGCUGAAGGACGAGUUGUCCAGCGUCAAGGCCGCUCUGGAAAGCACCGCUCUCCAUCUUCACGAGGUAGAGCUUCGGGCAGCUGAGCUGGACAAGGAGAAAGGGGCCCUGUUGGAGAAACUGGCGACCCUCCAGGAGGAGCGGGACAAACUCAUCUCCGCGGUGGACAACGCCUUGGUAGAAAACCAGAACGUGACCGGUUCCUGUGAGAGUCUGAAGUUGGCCCUGGAAGGGGUGACUCAGGAGAAGACGAGGCUGGAGGAGGAAAUGGACUCGCUGAAGGAAAGGCAGGCCCAGGGGCUCUCCGAGUGGCGGAGGAAGCACGAGGAGCUGCAGAAGGAGUACGAGACGCUCCUGCAGUCGUACGAGAACGUCAGCGGUGAGGCCGAGCGGAUCCAGCGGGUGAUGGAGAGCGUCCGGCAGGAGAAGCAGGACCUCUUCCUCAGGCUCAAAGAGGUGGAAGCCGAGAAGAAGGAUGGGGAAGAUCGCCUGCAGGGAGCCGAGCAGGAGAUGGAAGGCAUGAGGGAGAAGAUGAGGAAGUUUGCCAAGUCCAAGCAGCAGAAGAUCUUGGAGCUGGAGGAAGAGAACGAGCAGCUGAGGUUGGAAAUCCAUCCCGGGGACGGUAGACACGGGGGGAACAAUUCCGCUCUUCAAGAAGAGCUCGAGGCCUCCAAGAGGAAUCGCCAGGCUCUUUCCGAUGAGGUGAAAGCACUGGUGGCCGAAAAGGACCUCUUGAAGCAGGAAAUCCAAGACUUGAGGCAGACGUUGCAAAACAAGGAAGAGGAGAGCGGCGCCCGAGAGGAGAUGGUGGCCAGAAGCAAGGGAGAGAGUUCCACCAGGAUGUCCUCUUCGGAGGAGGUGGCUGAGGAAGAAGGAGACCCAGACACGGGUUCUGAAGUUCUCGCCUCCGUCGCUCCGAGACUUGAGGACCAGAAGGAGGAGCUUAGCACAGCUGGCCCCUUGUGUGAGGAAAGCGUUGGCGAUAGUCAACAAGUGGCAGAUCUCCAGGAACAAAUGGCGGCACUAGAAGAUAAGAGGAAGGUAGCGGUAGAGGAGAUGAAUAAGGCCCAUGAGGAUUUGGAGGUCCUGAAGGAAGAGAAGAACCGCUUGGAAGGCUUACUGGCUGUGAAAGGCCAGGAACUGGACGAUCUCCAAGAAAAGGUCACCAAGAUGGAGGAAGCUUGUGGGCAAACCAAGGAGCAGCUGGCUGAGGCGUUGAGGUUGAAAGAAGCUUUGGAAGCCGAGAAGGAUGACCUGGAAGAGAGGCUGAUGAACCAGCUGGCCGAGUUGAACGGGAGCAUCGGGAACUACCAGCAGGACAUGGCCAACCUGGAGAGCAAGAACCAGCAGCUCCUCGGGGAGAUGGAAGGUCUUCAGGGGGCCCUGAGCCGCUUGGAGGACGAGAAGCGGCAUCUGUUGAGGGAGAAGCUCGUGGUGGAAGCUGAGAGGAAGGAGAAGGUGGAGAAAGUCAAGAGCGCCUGGAAGGAAGACAACGGCCGGACUCAGGCGAGAGAACUUCAGGAGUUGCUGAAAGAGAAGCAGCAGGAAGUCAGGCAGCUGCAGAAAGAUUGCAUCAAAAGCCAGGAGAAGAUCAGUGGCCUGGAGAGAACUGUCAAGGCCCUGGAGUUCGUCCAGACUGAGUCCAAAAGAGAGCUGGAGACCACCAGGAAGAGCGUGGCGGAGGCAGAGGAGAAGACCAAGAAGGUCCAAGCCGAGUUGGCUUCCUGCAGGGUCCUGUUGGACGACACUCAGAGCGAAGCUGCCCGAGUCGUGGCCGAGAGCCAGAAAGUGAAAGAGGAGCUUCAGGCCACCCAGGCUCAGGUCAGAGGUCAGCUGAGCCAGAAAGACAAGGAGCUCUCGAGACACCUGGAGCAAGAGAAGGCCAAGCACCUGAAGGAGGUCAGGAACAUGGAGGAGCGCUUGGAGGCCCUGCGGAGGAAGCAGGAGUCCGCGGAGGAGUCUGCGCGAGACCUCCAGGCGUCCCUGCGCCAAAAGGACCAGGAAGCCAAACAGCUCCAGGGCAACCUCGACCGCACCUUAGCCCAGCUGGCGGCCUUCACCCGAAGCAUGUCCUCCCUGCAGGACGACAGGGACCGGGUGAUAGAUGAGUCCAGGCAGUGGGAGAAGAAGUUCAGCGAGGCCAUCGAGAAGAAGGAGCAGGAGCUCUCUGCCCGAGAAGAGGCCUGCGCCACCUUGCAAGAGCAGGCCAAGAAGAUGGCGCUCCAGGUGGAAGAUCUCCAGGGCCUCGUGGCCAGCUUGGAACGCAGCCAGUUGGCCCAGGAGUCUCAUGCCCAGAAGGAGCUCCAGCACCAUCGAGAAGAAGUCGGGUCGCUCCAGGAGGAGAAGCGCAGGCUUGGACUUCAGCUGGAAGAGGUCCAGCGGUUCCUGAGCGACUCCCAGAGGCAGGUUCUCCAGCAAGAGGGAGAACUUGGGUCCCUGAGAAAGCAGCUGGCCGAUCUGCAGGCCUCCUUCGAAGACUGCGACCGAGCUCGUCUCGAGGGCUCGGAGACGGUGAAAAACCAAGAGGCCAGUCUUCAGGACUGCAGGUUGAGUCUUGAGCAGCUGGCGGCCGAUCUGCGGGCUUCCAAGGAGCUGACGGAGAGACUCCACAACGAGAUCAGCCACAAGGAGCAGAAGAUUGUCCGUCUUGUGGCCGCCAAGGAAGAGGCUGUAGCUGAAGCCUUGUUAGAAACCCAAGAGCAGCACAAGGAAGACCUGAAGGAGCUGGAGAACCAGGUGGCCAAGGCCGAAGUGGAGAAGGUGGCCUUGGAGGCAGAGAAUGCAAAAGCUCAGGAGAAAGUGAACGGCCUCACGGAGAAGUUGAAGAACAUCUCCGAAGAGAGCAAGCAGCACAAAGCUCACCUAGAUGCCUUCACCAAGUGCAUGUCUUCCCUGCAAGAUGACCGGGACAGAAUCCUGGAAGACUAUCGGCAGCUGGAACAACGUCACCUGGCCGCCAUUUUAGAGAAGGAUCAACUCAUCCAAGAAGCGGCCUCGGAAAACAACUCCUUGAAGGAGCAACUUCGGAGCCUCCACGGACAAAUGGACGACCUGCACGCGGAGAACGCCAAGUUGGAUGCCGAGCUGGUCCGCUAUCGCCAAGACCUGAACCAAGUCAUCUCCAUCAAGGACACUCAGCAGAAGCAGCUCCUGAAGACCCAGAUGGACCGGAUCCAGGCCCUGGAGAAGGAGAAGGCCGGGGUGGAAGGCCAGCUGCGGGAGUCCGAGCUUAGCUUGGCCAACCUAGAGCGAACCGCGGAGGCCCUGCAGCUGGAGAAGCAGGACCUGGGCCAGGAGGUCAAGGCUCUCAAGUCCUCCCUCUCCCAGUUGCAGGACGAGAUGCUGGUCCUGCGUGAAGGGGGUUCCGCGCCGGAGCUGCAGUUGCAGCUGCAAGAGAAAUCGGAUGAAGUCCAGAGUUUGGGUGGGCAGCUGUCGCGCGCCAAUCAGCAGGUGGCGGGCCUGGAAGAGGAGCUGGCCGGCCUUCACCAGAAGUUGCAGGAGGCGGAAGCGGAGAUGAAGAGAGAGCUCAAGAGCUUCCGCCACGACACCGGGCUCCUGCGGAACGAGACCGAGACCGCCGAGGAACGGGUGGCAGAGCUGGCCAAGGACCUCCUGCAGAUGGAGCAGAACCUCCUGGCGGUCACAGAGGAGAACCAGGACCUGAAGGCCCAGAUCCAGUCCUUCAAGAAGGCCAUGAGUUCUCUCCAAGACAGCUGGGACCAGUCCCACGAAGAACGGCGCACCCUGGAGAAGAAAUACGCAGCAGACCUGGAAGAGCAGAGGCAGCUGGUUCAGGGCCUCCGCCAGGAGGCGCUCCACGCUCAGGAGGCGCAAGCAGCCCUGGAGAAGCAGAAGGACGGCCUGGCCUCCGAGCUCUCCGCUCUCCGAGGCGCAGCGGAAGAGAAGGGCUUCUCGGAGAAGCUGGAGAAGCUCCAGCAGCAGCUCCAAUCCAAAAACUCGCAGCUCGCCGGCCUCUCGUCAGAGCUGGAGAGGGCCUCUAGCCAAGUGAAGGGCUUCUCCCAGGCCUUGGCCAGCCUGCAGGCCGAGCGAGACCGCCUGCUGAGCCAGCUGGACAAAACCCGCAAGACGGAGGAGGUGAAGCUCCAGUCGGCCGCCAGCGUCUCUUCCAGUCUGGCCGAAACAUCGAGCCUCAAGAAGGCCCUCUCCUCCCUUCAGAACGACCGAGACCGGUUGCUGGUGGAGCUGAAGAACCUGCAGCAGCAGUACCUCCAGGUGGGGGUGGACACGGCCGAGAUCGCCCGCCUGAAGGCCCAGCUCCAGCAGAGGAAGCAAGAGAUGGAGCAGCAGCAGGAGAUCUUCCAGGAGAAGCUGAAGCAGGAGAGGGCCUCCUGGGAGCUGGAGCUCCAGCAACUCAAGGAAGAAAAGGCCGUCUGGGAACAGGGCAGGCAGCAGAGAGACCCCAGCACCCAGGGGGCAGAGAAGCAGCCCCAGAGGGAGGGGUCUUCGGGGACGACCGGCUCCGGCAGAGACACAUCUGGCCAGAUGGCAUCCGUGGAGGACCUCCAGGUCCAGCUUGGGAGCAGCUUGAAGCACCUGCAUCAGAAGGAGCUACGUAUCCAGCAGCUGAACAGCAAGCUCUCGCAGGUCUUCGAAGAGAAGAACGCGCUCACCCUCCAACUCCGGGGGAGCAGCCGCAGCCUCCGCGAGAGCCAGCAGCAGCACAGCGAGGCUCUGUCCCGUGUCGCGGCUCUUGAAAAACAGCUGCGGGAAUGGCAGAGUCCGGCGAAGACCGUGGGACCCCUCCUGACUGAUGCUGCCCCGGGAGCCCCCCAGGAAAAAGACGAGACCAACGCACGGGAGCUGCAGGAACUCCAGGCGCAGCUCCUGGAGGCCAAGCACCAGCAAAGCCUCGCCAGGCAGGGAUUGAACCAGCUUCAGCAGCUGCUGCAGGAGGAGCAGGAGAGGCGCCUGGCCGCCGAGGAGGCUUGCUCCGCAGCCCAGGAGCAGAUCCGCAGGUUGGAAUCGGAGGAGUAUGCGCAGUCUCUGGAGACCAGCAUUGCCAUGCCUGCCAGUCCUGAACAUGCCCGGCUGCUGGGCUCUGCGGAGGGCUCCUUCAGCAAGGCUCGAGGGGCCAGGGGGCUCCAGCGUGCCCUGCGCUCCCUCUUCUGCCCCCGGAGGCUCUUCUCCCUGCUGGCCACCGCCUACCUCUUCGGGAUCCACGUGCUGCUUUUCCUCCACGCCGUGGGCCGCUUGUGAGAAGACGGGGGGCACCGGAACAUGGAACCGUGCCUGGGGGACCCUGCUGGCCUGGACGGAGGGUGGGUGGGCGGCUCACUCCUGUCCUGGCUGAGGCGGCCAGAAGUCGAGCUCAAUCCUGGCCAGUUAAAGGAGGCGACGGCCUUACUUAGCCAGUAGCGAUGCAAGGUUUGUGCGGCUCCUUCCAGGGAAGCGCCUGGGCUCUCCGGGCCUCGAAUGCCGGCCGAAUCGGGCUUGCAAUCCUCGUUGAUUUGGGGAGGGGGGAAAGGACGCCCACCUCCCAUCCUUUUGGUGGCACUAAUCAUAAUCCGCUACGGUGGAAGCCCCUGCAGGAGGAGGGGACCUGGAUUCUGGGACGGGGGACGGGGAGACUGGACUCCCCUCUAAAUCACCUUAAGCACCAAGUUCUCUCUUUCUGCACAUUUUGGGGGAAAUAUCGCCCCUAAGGCAAGCUUUCUGGAUCUGGGGACCAGCCCAGGGGAGAAGGGAGAGGGGAUGGAUCCGUGCAAGUGGCAGGCAAGGACACGCGUAUCAUACAUGUGCUUCCACUUGUUUGAGCGGCAGGCAAGGCUCUGCCCGUGGUUGCUCGCUGCUCGUACAGAGUGUUGUGUCCCCGUGGGGAUGCUGACACGCACGCAGACGCUCGCCCACCAGUUGAGCCCCGUUCCGAAGGGCUGAAGGUCCGGCUGCAGCCCCAAAGGAAGGGGGGUAACCCCUCUUCUCUCCUGGUUUGGAGGGUCAAGAAGGGAGGAAGCGUCCGAAGUCUCUGCAGCUGGACAGCCCCCGACCGUCCCAUCCGCAGACCUCCGGUGGUCACUUAAUGGAAGGGUUGUCCACAGAUCCCAGAGCAGGAAGCCACGUUGUGGGUUAUGGGCCAGGAGGUUCCCUUUCUGGCCACUGCUGGUCUGGCCUGGGAUCUGCCUCUCGGACAGGGGCAGAUGGGGGUCCCCUCCCCGUGGUCUGGGGGUGCCCUUUAUCCCCUCCGCCCGGCCUUCUGGUUCUCUACCACCCCCCCUUUGUUGUGCAAUAAAGAUGUUUAUUUUUCUGAG
Molecule: messenger RNA, 10335 nt
Organism: Thamnophis elegans (Western terrestrial garter snake)
Lineage: Eukaryota; Metazoa; Chordata; Lepidosauria; Squamata; Natricidae
Gene: GOLGB1
Product: golgin B1
Exons: 19
Coding region: 227-9286 (3019 amino acids)
Cellular component (GO): membrane; Golgi apparatus; endoplasmic reticulum-Golgi intermediate compartment
Source: RefSeq, a predicted model, not a curated record